This is a messenger RNA of Fundulus heteroclitus (mummichog), 2068 nucleotides long. RefSeq lists its product as uncharacterized. The record is from RefSeq and is a predicted model, not a curated record. NCBI's taxonomy places the organism in Eukaryota, Metazoa, Chordata, Actinopteri, Cyprinodontiformes, Fundulidae. The transcript is spliced from 8 exons. The coding region runs from base 129 to 1277 and encodes 382 amino acids.
UUGCUAGGCAACGGUCCAAGCACGAGAAGUUGGCUGCUGAGCAAAUCUAUUUUAUAUAGCUCGUGCUGUUUAUCUUAAAACUGCGUUUAAAAUAAGAGAGGGAAACCGGAGAAUAGGGUUGAAAGGAAAUGGAUCGACACAGGCGCCACGUUAGAGGUCGUCGUGGGUUGCCUUGCAAGCGAGAUACACCCGUAAGGCUGGCGACAAGGAGGCGAGAGAAAUGUAAGAAGCUGGUGGCCAUCGAGCAUUAUGACGUAUUACCAGAAGAGCCGCAGGAAGAAGAAAUAAAUGAUUCCAAAGUCCAACCAGUAAUCCUGUUUAGAGCUUCUGUGCCGUGCUUAAGCGGCUCUGGGUUUACUGAAAACACAAGAAGCCACCCUGCUUCGUCUGUCACAUCGGGUUUUAAGGAAUCUGGCUCCCAGAAACCGUCAAGAGAAGUUUACCCGGCAGUUCAGGUCCCACUCAUUCCAGGGGCCUCUGAAGGUUGUGGUACUCCAGAAAGUGGGACAUCUUGCAUCGAGGAGACAGAAUCAAGUUUAAACUCAGAGGAUGAUGAGGAGGAUGACCACGUUUCCUCCUGUGGCUCAACAACGCUUAGCAGCUUGCCCUCCCCAGAGAUCUUCAGAAAAGAGAUGAGUGCCGACACCACUUGUCCCAAAAAGGAUGAGUUGCUGGGUGUCCAUGUGAAAAAUUCCACCUUGUUGGAACAUAGUGACGCGCAGAACAUUCACAUGCACCAUCCACCCAACCUUUCUACCAUCAUAGCAGAUGCUUCUACGAUCCUUGCUGAAAAGAUGUGUGAGAUCAGCUACCAUAAACCUCCUGAAGAUGAAAGUAAAACAGACAAAAGCACACAUAAAUCAGGUCAAGCCUUUGAGCGGGAACCACAACCAAAACUCUCAGAGAGAAAGCCAAUUUUCUAUAAAAAGAAGGUUUGGUUUAAAAGCCCCAUCAUAACUAAGAUUCAAAAAGCUAAAGACGUCACAUCCUCUCCACCAAGCAGCGAAAACACCAGCAGUUCCUCAAGUGCUCCCCAAAAAACAAAGCCUCAUCCCAUGACAUCACCAAGAAGAAGUUUGGUCAGCUCUAACGAUGAAACAUUACCUCUUGCUGUGACGCUCAAAAGGCCUGUGAAAACGUGUUCAGAAAAACCAGUGUUCUUUCACUUUGUGAACGACAGUGACAGGGAAGCCUUUUUUCAAAAGAUGAGAGAAAGAAGUGUCAAACUCAGAGAUGCUGUAUUUUUUCCUUUCAUAUUAGACACGCAGAACCCCUAGAGUUGACCUACAGUUCAGUCUGAGAUGUUUAGGUGAGAAUAAAUGCUAAUAAUAGGAGAUAGGCAGUGAAGGAAAAUGGGUAAAUGGAUUACUUCUACAAAUGGCCUUUGACAAAACAACAAAGCGCUCCUUUCAAGAAAAAAAAAAUGCAUUGUACCUGGAUAUGGUCCUUAUACGCACAAAACUCAAUGGACCUGUAAUCAGCUUCACGGGGUAAUACUUAAAGAGAAAACCUAUUGAAAACACAACAGCCUCACAUUUAUGUUUGUGUCUGAAUAUGAUAUAAGUAAGAGUUAAACUUAAAACAAAUCUCUCAACUUUUUCAUCACCGUAGCUGGUAAACGCACUUUUCAUGGGUCUUUUCUGUGUUUGUGGUAGUUAUUGUAAACAGUGUCUCAGGAAUUUUGCAACUUUAAUACAUCAUAUUUUUAAUUUGUGGAUUCAAAUGCUCAGUUGAUGCUCCAACUUUCCAGUUUUGCAUGAAUGCAAUUAAAACUUACAUAACAAAAAAAUCGCCACUAGAUGGCACAUUAGUAUACUUAAUAGCCGUUAUGAGUAUACAUGUACCAUUCACUUUUUUUGUGUUUUUUUUGUUUCUUUUUCUGUUUGUCUGUAUUUUGAUGUACAUUUUUGCUGCUUUUCCUUUUCUAUGUGUUUAGUUUGAUUUCAAGAAAAAGACUAAAUGUAAAAUCAAAAUGUGCAAAUGUAUGUCAGCUUUUCAUUGUAUUUGUCUGUAUAUGUGUGUCAGCUUAAAAAGCUUGCUGAUUUAAGAGUUUGAAAUUAAACACUGU